UGGUUCACUGUAGAUGUUCCAGGUGUUUUUCUUUCCCUUCAAAGCGAAGGAUAAGAAAACGUCCUCGUGUCCUGACGCUGUUAACUCUCCCUGAGGAUGUUCUGUUUCAUGUUCUGAAAGGCCUUCACAUCCUCUCAGUCAGAGCUGUGCACUCACAUCUUAAAUACCUUGUGGAUAAUCAUGCUAGUGUUUGGGCAUCUGCAAGUUUCCAAGAAAUAUGGCCUUCUCCAAACAAUCUGAGGAUGUUUGAAAAGGCUGCUGAAAGGGGUAACUUUGAAGCUGCUGUGAAGCUGGGGAUAGCAUACCUCUACAAUGAAGGCUUGUCCAUCUCCGAUGAGGGUCGUGCAGAAGUGAAUGGAUUAAAGGCAUCUUAUUUCUUCAGUGUGGCGGAGCGUUUGAAUGUGUGCACAACCCCAUUUAUCUGGCUCUUUAUCCGUCCUCCUUGGUCCUUGAGUGGAAGCUGUUGUAAAGCUGUGGUCUAUGAGAGUCUCAAAGCAGAGUGUCAGUCUGAGAAAGCUCAAAAAGGAUCUAUUCUCCACUGCUUGGCUAAGGUCUUGAGUCUCUUUGAGGAUGAAGAAAAAAGAAAAGAAUCCCUUGAAAUGUUUGAAGAAUCUUCAAAGCAGGGUUGUUUAAACAGCUCCUACCUCCUUUGGGAAAAUAACAAAAAGGCUGCUAUGUCAGAUCCUGGCAGAUACCUCCAAAGUCUCAGGAAGCUACGAGACUACGCAGCAAAGGGCUGCUGGGAAGCACAGAUAGCUUUAGCCAAAGCUUGUGGGAAUGGAAACCAACCAGGAUUAGAAGCAAAAUCUUCCAGUGAAAUGGUGUCUCAAAUCUUUCAAGCUUCCCAUCCUAUCAACAAGCAAAGUAUCUUCACUGUGCAGAAAGGAAUGAAUGAAACAAUGAGGUACAUCCUGGUCGAUUGGCUGGUAGAAGUGACUACCAUGAAAGACUUUUCUAGCCUAUGCCUUCACAUGACAGUGGGAUGCGUAGAUCGUUAUUUGAAGCUGAGACCUGUAGCUCGGGCCCAACUCCAACUUCUGGGAAUAGCCUGCAUGGUCAUUUGCACACGUUUCAUCAGCAAAGAGAUCUUGACGAUACGGGAAGCUGUGUGGCUAACAGACAACACAUACAAAUAUGAAGACUUGGUCAGAAUGAUGGGCGAGAUCAUUUCUGCCCUAGAAGGAAAGAUAAGGAUACCUACCAUUGUGGACUACAAAGAAGUAUUGUCAAACAUAAUCUCGCUGGAGAGAAGAACUCUUCACCUUUACAGCUUUAUUUGUGAACUGUCACUCCUAAACACAAGCCUUUGUGUGUAUUCCCCAGCUCAGCUGGCUGCUGCAGCACUGCUGCUGGCUAAGAUACUACACAGGCAAGCACACUCUUGGACCAGCCAGCUGUCCGAGUGCACUGGUUUCUCUCUUGAAGAACUGUUGCCCUGUGCACUAAGCCUCCACCAAAGGUGUUUCCAUAAUAAUGUCCCAAAGGAUUAUAGGCAGGUGUCCUUAACUGCAGUAAAACAACGAUUUGAAGAUGAGCGUUAUGAAGAAAUAGGCAAAGAAAAGAUUAUGAGUUACAGCGAGCUCUGUUCAUUGUUGGGUGUGAAACAGGAGGACCCGAAGCCCACUCCCUUGCACACGAAUGUGGUGGAAAUUCAGACUUUCCUUAGCUCUCCCUCUGGAAACAGAUCUAAAAGGCGGAGAGAAGACAGCAUUCAGGACGACAGAGGGAGCUUUGUGACUACACCCACAGCAGAGCUGUCCACCCAGGAAGAAAGUCUUCUAGAUACCUUCCUAGACUGGAGUUUAGAUUCCUGCUCUGGUUAUGAAGGUGAUCAGGAAAGCGAAGGAGAGAGAGAUGGAGAUGUGACAGCUCCUAGUGGGAUCCUGGACAUGGCAGUGGUCUACAUGGACCCUGCGGAGCACUGCUGUCAGGACUCCAGCGAUGAAGACAGCCUAGCUGCAGCGUGGGCUGGGCCCACGGCACCACUGAGGGAGGCUAAGCUGCUGGAUGACACUCACAGCCCUUCAGCAUCUCUCACCCCAAGAAAUCCUCACCUGGAUGGAAGCUCAGGCUACUCUUCUGUCAACAGUGCCAGUCCUCCAUCUUCUGUAGGAGGCAGCCUUGGCGUACCUCUAAGACCUACCUCAGCACUGUCUCUUGGCAGUGCCAUGAACAAGGAGGCGUGCCUGCCCCAUUACCUGGAAUCCUGUUUACAGCCAGUCUGUGCUAGGCCUAGUGAUGGCAAGUGUCACAGAAAGCAAGUCAAGCGAAAAAAUGUGGCAGAGCACACUGAAGAAAGGCUGAACCUAGGCUUCUUAAGCCUCUGA
This is a messenger RNA of Cariama cristata (Red-legged seriema), 2327 nucleotides long. It is a transcript of the gene CCNF, whose product is annotated as cyclin F. Gene Ontology annotation, molecular function: cyclin-dependent protein serine/threonine kinase regulator activity. Gene Ontology annotation, cellular component: cyclin-dependent protein kinase holoenzyme complex; nucleus; centrosome. Gene Ontology annotation, biological process: mitotic cell cycle phase transition; regulation of cyclin-dependent protein serine/threonine kinase activity. The record is from RefSeq and is a predicted model, not a curated record. Lineage: Eukaryota; Metazoa; Chordata; Aves; Cariamiformes; Cariamidae.